Messenger RNA from Camelina sativa (false flax), 1356 nucleotides. The record is from RefSeq and is a predicted model, not a curated record. NCBI's taxonomy places the organism in Eukaryota, Viridiplantae, Streptophyta, Magnoliopsida, Brassicales, Brassicaceae.
UCUUAUCUACCAACAUACCAAGCUACUAUAGUAUAGGUCAACAAUAGCGAAAUUAAAUAUACAUAUCUUAGACGCCAAAACAAACCAACAACAAAAAUCCAAAAAAAAUAGAUUAAAGAUAUUGUUCUAUUCACCUAGUAAAGCUAAAUAGAUCGGUCUGUAACUGAAGAAGGCCAUAUCCUUUUAAUUUGUAGUCACAAGCUCACAAUUACCCCAAAUUAUGGAUCAAAAAGAGAUUCCAAAGAAUUUGAGAGACGACAACCUAAGCGAAGAAACAAAGACUCUCAUCUCUUCACUUCGUUCCGACAUAGAUACGCAAGGAAACAAGCUCUAUAACUACCAAGGAUGUUGGUACUACUCUGCUACUCUCCAAGGUGUCCUAAAUUUCCAGGGAAAUUUCAAGCCUCAAGACUCCGAUAUUGUCAUUGCUUCAUUCCCCAAAUCAGGCGCGACUUGGCUCAAGGCACUCACAGUUUCCCUCCUCGAGCGAUCCAAACACCGUUCUCCUGAUGAUCAUCCUCUGCUAUCCCAAAAUCCCCAUGCGCUAGUUCAGUCUCUCGAGGCUAAUCUCUAUCUUAGUAGCCAAACACCAGACUUGGUGACCAAGCUUUCAUCAUCACCGAGGCUUUUCUCUGCUCACAUGCCGUUGCUUACGCUGCAAGAAACACUUAAAGACUCUCCUUGCAAGAUCGUGUACUUGUGUAGAAAUGUGAAGGACGCGUUAGUGUCUCGUUGGUUUUUCAGGUGCAGCUACCUGAAAAAAGAAGUAGAGAGACACGUUCUUGAGGCUAUACACGUUCUUGAGGCUAUGUUUGAGUCGUUCUGCAGCGGAGUUAGCUUUUACGGUCCAUUCUGGGACCAAGUCUCGAGCUAUUGGAGCGGCAGCUUGGAAGAUCCCGAUCAUAUCCUUUUCUUGAGGUACGAGGAAAUGAAAGAAGACCCUUAUGCUCAGCUCAAAAGGCUUGCAGAGUUUUUGAGUUGUCCAAUAAGUGAGGAAGAAGAACAUAGUGGAAUAGUUGAAGAGAUCUUGGAAUUGUGCUCUCUGCGUAGUCUGAGCAGUUUGGAGAUUAACAAGACCGGGAAAACAUCAAACGGUGUGGAUUACAAGUUCUUUUUUCGGAAAGGGGAAGUGGGGGACUCAAAAAAUUAUCUAACUCCAGAAAUGGAGGACAAGAUUGACAAGAUCGUCCAAGAAAAACUAGAAGGCACUGGAUUGAAUUUCUAAGUGAUUGUGUUUGAUUUGUACUUUCUUUGAUAUAUAUUGUAAUUCACUGUUGUGAUGUUUAAAUUAUGAUGAAUUGUUGAUGCUUUGUGAUGUAUGACUGUAUGAUAAAUAAUAACUUUUAGCUUGCUACU